AUGUCGAACAUGGGAGACUCAGUUAGAACUUACUCUGAAGAAGACUUUUUACAGUUUAUUUCAGAAGAAUGGGAGUCAUUUUUAUCUUACACAACUUUUCAGCUUGGACGGUUUGUUGAGAACGGCUUCCUAAAAACUUUGUUUGAUAAAAACCCACAGCAACCUGUGGAUAAAGCACAGCUUUUAGUAGAUAUGUUUGGAGAAUUAACGUUAUGGGGCAAAACUAUUAAGUUGUCAUUAAAACGGCAACACAAAUACCAGACUCUUAGAGUCAAAAUAGUUUUGAACUCAUUUAUCCUUCCCCAAUUUACCAAAUUCUGGACGACUGGCCUAGAAGGUAUACCUAUGAGAUGGUUCCCUGCAAGUUGGACUUUACGAGAAAGAAAACAACGUGAAAAGUUCCAAGCUGUCAUUCACGAUAUUCCGGAAGACAUGAUGAUGAACGAGUUAUGGAAACAGCAUAAAGAAGCUGAAAAAGCAUAUGACAGGGCAGUAGAUGAAUAUAAGAAAGCCACAAAGGUUUACUAUAAAUCAGUAUUACGGAUUAGGAAUGAGAACAUUGAAAAAUUUUUUGGAAAAUAUGAUAAAGCUUGUAAAAAAAGACAUACCAGGUUUGCAGAAAUGGUAGCAGUAGAACAAGCUAUUCUCCGUUGUAGCUUUGUAACAAGAGAAUCUGAUUCAGGAGAACCAUCACUAAGACGUUUACUAAGUCAGAUAGAAUACAACAUAGAUGAAUGGAUAAAGGAAGUAAUGUGGUAUUUAGAUAUAGCAUAUUUAAAAGCUUUAGAUUCCAAAUUUAGCAAUGAAAGUAAAUGUAAUGAGAUGCUAGAAGAUGGUAUAUGUAUACGCCCCUCACUUUAUCGCUAA
Molecule: messenger RNA, 867 nt
Organism: Rhizophagus irregularis DAOM 181602=DAOM 197198
Lineage: Eukaryota; Fungi; Glomeromycota; Glomeromycetes; Glomerales; Glomeraceae
Source: RefSeq, a predicted model, not a curated record